This is a messenger RNA of Aspergillus ibericus CBS 121593, 2476 nucleotides long. Its product is annotated as DNA-(apurinic or apyrimidinic site) lyase APN2. NCBI's taxonomy places the organism in Eukaryota, Fungi, Ascomycota, Eurotiomycetes, Eurotiales, Aspergillaceae. Gene Ontology annotation, biological process: base-excision repair. Gene Ontology annotation, molecular function: double-stranded DNA 3'-5' DNA exonuclease activity; zinc ion binding; DNA binding. Gene Ontology annotation, cellular component: nucleus. The record is from RefSeq and is a predicted model, not a curated record. Bases 124 to 2007 code for a protein of 627 amino acids. The transcript is spliced from 6 exons.
CAUCGAUUGUAUCAUUCUAUUCGAAUUGUCGCAUUGGUACCUUAUUUUGGAAUUGCCCUUCUACUGAAUGGGCUAACUUGGCACCCUGGGUAGAUAUGUGCGAUUCGCGUCCAUAUUGCCGGGAUGGGGUUUCGAAUUACAACAUGGAAUGUCAAUGGGAUUCGAAAUCCGUUCUCCUACGAGCCAUGGAGAGGCAAGCGGACGUUCGAUGCCAUGUUUGACAUCCUUGAGGCCGAUAUUGUCGUCUUUCAGGAAACGAAGAUUCAGCGUAAAGACCUGCGCGAUGACAUGGUCUUAGUGCCUGGUUGGGACUGCUACUUUAGUCUUCCGCGAGUCAAGAAAGGGUACUCUGGGGUUGUGAUAUACACACGCAACGCGACAUGCGCCCCCAUUCGCGCAGAGGAAGGUCUCACAGGCGUGCUUUGUCCCCCAAAUUCGUCCGUCUCUUUUCGAGACCUCCCAGAAGAGCAACAGAUUGGCGGCUAUCCCACCAUCGAACAGUUGUCGCAGCUCGACCUUGAUGCGGCAACGCUGGACUCUGAGGGCCGUUGUGUCAUCCUUGAAUUCCCCGCCUUUGUUCUCCUGGGAAUCUACUCGCCCGCCAAUCGGGACGAGAGUCGCGACUCAUUCCGUCAUAACUUCAUCGAUUUGAUGGACGUGCGGGUCCGGAAUCUGGUCGCUCUGGGCAAGAGGGUGUUCGUGACGGGGGAUCUGAAUAUUUCUCGAGGGGAGAUCGAUGCAGCACAUGCGGGGGAGGCUAUCCGGAAAGGAACCUUGACAGAAGACGAGUUUGUCUCCGUUCAUGCGCGACGUGUAUUCAACCAACUACUCUCCGACGGAAAGGUCAUUGGGGAACGAGAGGAAGGGAGAGAGCAGCCUGUUAUGCACGAUAUCUGUCGCUCCUUCCACCCGGACCGCAAGGGGAUGUACACCUGCUGGGAGCAACGCAUCAAUGCCCGUCCUGGGAACUAUGGCUCGAGGAUUGACUAUGUCCUGUGUAGCUUGGAUAUGCAAGACUGGUUCUGCGAUUCGAACAUACAAGAAGGCCUCAUGGGUUCCGAUCAUUGUCCCGUGUAUGCGGUGUUCAAAGAUAGUGUAAGUCUAGGGGAUAAACAAGUCAGCAUCCACGACAUCAUGAACCCACCCGGGAUGUUCGAAAAUGGCGAGCGCCGACAGGACUAUACGGCCAAAUGUUUACUGCCUAUUUCGGGCCGCUUGAUACCGGAGUUCGACAAGCGAAGGAGUAUCAAAGACAUGUUCAUGCGCAAACCGAGCAGCGCGUCGCAGAGUUCUCCGAUUGGGACCCCUGCGCUCUCUCGUGCAGGUUCGGUUCAAGAGACAGAAAAGAUGGCUCCCAUCAAGAACGCCCCAACGGAAGCAGUCAGCAACCCUUCCAUGUCCAAGAACGAUCCUCAACCCAAAGGCGUCGUCCGUAAGCGGUCCGAAAAGAAUGACUCACCUAUCAAACGUUCGAAGCCAGUAGCUGCCUCAGCACCCGCGCCACCUACUGCUGGACAGAAGUCGCUCAAAGGGUUCUUCAAGCCGAAGAUUGCCCCGGUCAAUCAGACCAGCGCGAGUCCAACCGACACCACGAGCCCACCUAUUGUACCACCACCUGCAUCACUCCACGAGCCCAACACCUCGACAAAUCAUGGACAGCUAAAUGACGAACAAGUCGCAUUAUCAAUUGCUAGAGAACCCGCGGAGGAGAUCAACCCACCUGUAUCAGCGACAGCAAUCACCCCGAAGGAAGAUGACACGGUCAUCGACCCAAUAGUCAGCAAGGAAGACUGGUCAAAGCUCUUUACAAAGAAGCGAGCGCCUAAAUGCGAAGGUCACCAAGAAUAUUGCAUCAGCCUGACGACGAAGAAACCUGGAGUCAACUGCGGCCGGUCCUUCUGGAUAUGUCCCAGACCUCUUGGACCCAGCGGCAAUAAGGAGAAGGGCACUCAAUGGCGGUGUCCGACAUUCAUCUGGGCAAGUGACUGGAGCUCGUCGACAUCAUAGGUAGCCAUGGCAACGCGAGGCAUCAUUCCCUAACCUCGACACCAUACUGCAAUAAUAGAUACCCAUUGUUCAUCAGUAGUCACGGCAUUUGACUAUGGAACAAUACCCCCAGGCUCAAUAGCCAUCCCAUAUUCACAUAGCGAGACUAUUAGCCUGCAUCGCACCCCAACCUACGUCAUAUGAUCAUUUCGCUUGCACAGCAACCACCAGCAACAGCAAGCAUCAAGGUAGAUACUUAGCUACCCACGGUAAUUAAUUUAUCUAGCAGUGACGUCCCUUACGGCACCGUUGAUCAAUCAACACCAUAGCCAAUUCAUGUAUUUUAACCAAGCCUAUAUCAAACCCCCCGACAAACGCCACCCUGCUAUACAACAUUUUUCGGUUAAUAACACCUCUCAAGAAUAUCCAGUCCUCUUGUCAUGUGGGUCCAGUGGAACUCUAUCUCAACAUCGCUCGACUGUGGGUCUAG